This is a messenger RNA of Egretta garzetta (little egret), 5030 nucleotides long. It is a transcript of the gene SWT1, whose product is annotated as SWT1 RNA endoribonuclease homolog. The coding region runs from base 5 to 2458 and encodes 817 amino acids. The record is from RefSeq and is a predicted model, not a curated record. Lineage: Eukaryota; Metazoa; Chordata; Aves; Pelecaniformes; Ardeidae. Gene Ontology annotation, cellular component: nucleus. The transcript has 16 exons.
GAAGAUGUCUAAAGCGAAACGGAAGAAAUUAGCUGGAAAUGAAGACUGUUUGCAUGGCUGGGAUGACAAAAACUCUGAAGACACAAGAUCCUAUAAACAUACUAUGAAAGGAGAAACAGAACUUCAGAGAGUCAAAAUAGACAAAGAUGGGCAAGAGAAGAAGCAAGACCAAAGUUCCAAUAUUCCUCGUGGUGCUGAUGGAAGAUCCCAAGGAAAAUCUCCAAAUAGGAGCAAAACCACAGACAAUUCUUUAAUCCAAUCUGAAAAGCAAAAUAAAAUAGUUAUCCAAUUUAAAGCCAAAGAAAUUAAACAUGGAAAAAGUACAUGCACUCCUGAUAUUGUGACUACUAGCAGGGAAAGUCAUAACAAAAGUAAUUUUGAUGGAACAGAAGGAAAAAGACUGUGGCCUACCUUUGCAAUUCAGAGGAACAAGGUGGCAAAGAAAAAGGCAGAGAAACACGAAUUCUGCAAACUAAAGUUAAAAGCAGAACGAACUGUGUUGGAAAAAUCUAAGUCAUCUGUGUGCGGUUCACAUGUACCACAUAAAAAGGCAGCUGGAUCAAAAAAAUGGAGUGAAGAUGCCAGAAUUCCAAAAAAGCCAUCUGACACCUCUGCAGGGGCUGUGCAUGAUGGUAGGCCUUUCACUAAGAAGUCAAAUACACUAUCUAGGACUUGGGAAGAAGAAUAUGAAGAAAAAUACAAGGCAUUUUCUAAGAAAAAACGGCAUGCGCAUAAAUGCACACCAUCACGCUAUUCACCUGAAACACAACAGUGGGGCUAUUGUAAACAAAAAAAUCAGGAUGCUGAUUCUGAUAAAGCUUCUGGUAAUUCAGGGACUGAAGAAAGGGACUUUGAAGCUGCAGCAUUAUGUUUUAAGCAGAAUUCUGAGGUCCCAUGCAUGUCUGACUCCUACCAAGAAGAUGAGGAUAUAAAGUCUGUCCAAAAGAGCUUUGAAGUCUUUCCACCCCUUCAAGACAGUCAGAACCCCGAAACAGACCAAGAGAUGCAGAUAGUUGAAGAUUUGCAUGUUGCUCGUGUUCAGAAGAGGAUGGCACUGUCUGUAGUACAGACUUAUGGAGAACUUACAAGUAUGGAGAUAGAUCUUCCAGAACAGGAUUUAAGUAUUUCUGCUGAGGCUUUUACUUCUGGUCUGAACAUAUUAGUGGUGAUUGACACAAAUAUAAUGAUUAGUCACCUUGAAUUUGUCAGAUCUCUGAAAUCUGAGGAUAUACCAGGGGUUGGCAGACUUGCAUUAAUAAUUCCUUGGGUUGUCCUACAAGAGCUGGACAACUUGAAGAAGGGGAAAAUGUUGCAGCAUGUUCGGGACAAAGCUAUCCCUGCAGUCCAGUUCAUCUACACGUGUCUCAAAAACCAAGAUUCAAAAUUGUGGGGGCAAUCCAUGCAGCUUGCUUCUCAAAAAACAUAUGGCCUGAGUGAUGAGAACAAUGACGAUCGUGUUUUACAAUGUUGUCUGCAGUAUCAGAACCUCUUUCCUCAAGCUGUUGUCAUACUCUGCACGGAUGAUAAAAAUUUAUGUAAUAAAGCCAUUGUGAGUGAGGUCAAGGCAUUCUGCAAAGCUGAUUUGGUUACUGCUCUACAGAAUCUGAACGUAAACAGGCAUCAGAACUGUGUUGAGCUGCAACAGUCAAAAUGUGGUGCAGAAUUCAAGAAAACAGAAAGAGGUGAUGAUAGUCUUACGGCGCAAUUCCCAAAUGUACUUCCAGACCUUGAAAAGAACUUAGGAGAAGCUUUAUCUUGUAUUUUGGAGACUGAGAUGAAAAUUGCAUUUGGAAACCUAUGGAUGGAGAUACUGUAUCUGAAGCCACCAUGGACAUUAGCAAACUUGCUGAAGUGUUAUAAAAAACACUGGAUGGCUGUUUUUGGUUAUGUUGUGCCAAGGAGUUUGCUUUCAACCAUUGAAUGUCUCUAUAAACACCUUUGCACAGAUAAAACAGUUGACUCCUCAACAGUGGGUAUCUUGCUCCAGGAAUCCAAAAAAUUACUCCAUGCUUUCAGUUCAAGGUCAGACUAUAAUGGUGUACUUCCCCAGGCUUAUGCUGAAGUGAAUAAGCUAUACCAAACACUUACAGAGGUGAAGUCAGACAGUGAGCAGGAUUUAUCAGAAGACACCAUGGUUCUUUCGGAAAAUGCUGUAUGUGAAAAAAUGGAAGCAAUAACACCAAAUCUUCAAAACCGUGAAGAAAAAAAGUCACAUCCAAGCUUUCAUGUAGCUCAAGAAAGCAGGCACCAGGAAAUCUGGUCAGUCCUUGAAGCUGUAUGGAAUACAAUAAACUUGUACAGUAUUGAAAUUUUCCAAAAGUUGGACCCCAACGCAGUAACCUUGACUGCAAAGUCUUCGUUUGAAGAAGCUUUUUUAGGUCUGCAGAAACUGUUGGCAGCUGUGAAUGAUAUCCAUGAAGGAAUUAGUAGAACACAGAAUGGUGGCUACAGGAGAUGAAAGGAAUAUAAAAUUAUUAAAACCAGUAGACGGCAGCAGUGGUGUGAAAUCAUGGCCCUGCAGAUAGGAAUGUGUUACAGUUUUCUACAGAAAAAUAUAUUCCAGGACUGGAGCUUGUAUUCCAGUUCCUAUUUAGCUGAAAACAGCAAUAAGCAUGUUUUAUGAAUGCUGACCUGUUAAGAAUUUGUGGGGGAAGUUACUGGGCAAGCUCUUCUGUCACCAACUUCUUUUCAGUACUCUGUGUGUACAAUGGUUCUUCCUUGAAAACAAUAAAUGACUUUUAUUUGAAGAUAUUGUAAAGCUUUGAGCCAGAUGUCAGACUUCUCAUUUCAGGUUAUAAACCCAGAAGCAAUUGCCAUAAUCCAAGCAAACGCCAUAAAAUAAGUUACAGGAUUUAACAUUAAGUUACUUGUAUGCUCAUUUACAUGUUUUACUUUGGUUUUUUUUUUUUUUUUCAAAGAACCAGAAGCACAGCCGGUUUGUACAUCUGCCUGGUGUUUGGUACUUGUAGGCAGCUAAACCAAUAAUGUUAGCUGUUUGCUAGGAUACUUUGGUCACCAAUACAAAAAUAAGUAUGUUUUCCAAUUUGAUGUCCUGAUGGGAAAUGAAUAGGAAGAGUGGUGAGGGUUACCUUAUUGACUGCCUAAAGUGCAUAGUCUGGGAAACAUCAAUGGAAUCAUUUUUAAGUCUGCACCAUCCUAACUGGUGUCAAGAUUCAGAUUCUCUAGCAGUCAUGGAAAAGUGCUCCCUUCAGUGAGAAAAGAUCAGCUACGGUGUAUGUGAUGCUGGUGCUUUCAUGGUCUUACGUUCAUGAAGGGAAAGGAAAUACAGGCGGCGUGUUGGCUGCUUUCAUACUCACAGUACAAUUACAGAUCUGUGCAAAAACAGGGGUUUAAAAAUUACCUUGGAAUUGCAGUCUAAUAUUGCUUUGAAAAUUACUUUCAAACUGGCUUUCUUUAAAUGUAGCUUUGCUAAGAACAAUGGAGUGAAACUUGAAGUUUCUAGCCGCUACUUUGCCCUGGGAGGUUAGAAGUCAGGUGAACAGAAGUAGCCGUGCGGAGAUGCCGUAUAGUCAAAGGGAAAGGCAGCGCCGUUUAAUCCUGCCUUCCACUCUGCUCUCAGUCUCUUCCUUCACUUUUUUUGUAGCUCAUCCAUACAUUUUUCUUCCACAAAAUCCAGAAGCCCACAGUUAAUACAGGUCUUUCUCUCACCAGCUGCCCUUUCCCCCCACCCUCCAUCCUUCCUACAGAAAGCUUACCUGGCUGGGUUUCCCACCAGCAGCUCAGCUGUGGCAGCAGUCUUACUUAUCCUACACCCUUCCAUAUGUGUCCUUGGCAUGGCAGGAAAAAUACAGUGAUGAACAUAUUUUGCCCCAGCAUAUUGUGUGGCAAUAUGUAACGGCCUUCAGGUGAAGCUAUUAGUAAUAUCUUAACUUUUGUGUUUUGUACGGGUUUGCAUUCCAUUUUAUGAAAACAAACAUGCCAGCUUUCCUCCUUUUGGCAUUAAAUAGAAGGCAGAAUGGUACAAAAGUCAUCAGCGAUAGAAAUCACAGUUUCCCAGGCUCGGGUAUACUCAUUUAUUUAUAUUGCAGAUGAUGGAUGUGAUAGCUAAAGCUGCUGAUGCAUUGUCCCAUGCAGACAGGGCUGCUGGCUAAAGGCUGCAUGGAGCCGGUCGGUGGGAAUCUUAGCUACAGUCCAAGCUGCCAAGAUUCCUGGCGUUUCCAAGGUUGUUUGCCAAAUUGUCUCUGCUGGGGUUUUACGCUGUCAAAGCUGAUAGCUUUCUCACUGAGGUAGCAGUUGAAGGCUUCGAGGUAUUUUUAGGAAAACUAGCCAGUUGGUUUACGUGCUGACUUUUAGUUGUCAGGUUAAGUGUUUUAGUUUAAGAAAAAAAAUUCUGGGUACAUCUUCUUACAAAGUGGGGAAGAAUGUGUGACUAAUUUUUGUAACAGUGAUAAUUCCUACGUAAAAUCAUGAUGAAAAUAAGCAGCGGACUUACUAGUUACGAUAAAUCCUGUGGAGUGUCACGGUCUUGCAGCCUGUUUGAAAUACAGUGUCUUUUUUAACUGGGAUUUUUAACUUACUCUGUUAGUGUUCUGGGUUUUUUCAAUUCCUAAUUAAUUCAUUUAUAAAGGCUUACAGCUUGCAAGGGGAGGGAGGGAAGAAUUUGGGCACUUUCCCAUGGGAAAGUAAAUAGAGCUUCCCAAAAAGAUUUUUUUUUUAAAUAUUUUUUUUUUCUAAAUCCAAUCAUUUUCUGAAUCAUUAUUUGCAUACUUAAAACUUAACAUAAGGCAGAAUUUUAUCAGUAUUUCUUAAUAUAUGUAAAGUGUUACAUAUUUUUUUAAUGUAGAUUUUAAUGUACCUUUUGUAAAGUUUAAGAGGGUUCUGUUUUUUCCUAGUGAAUGCAAAUGAAGUUACACUGAGGUAUAACUGAAUUAUAUCUGCUUAAAUAGAUUAGGAUAAUUAAUUUCUGAGGGAAUCACUUCCUUACUGGAUCUUUUUUGGAGCCUUGUUGAAAAACGGUGUACGUCUUUCAGAACUUCACAACACCUCAUGGAGAGACCAAAGCCGAUGCU